Messenger RNA from Phialemonium atrogriseum, 1261 nucleotides. Its product is annotated as zincin. The transcript is spliced from 2 exons. The coding region runs from base 23 to 1261 and encodes 412 amino acids. Gene Ontology annotation, biological process: proteolysis. The record is from RefSeq and is a predicted model, not a curated record. Lineage: Eukaryota; Fungi; Ascomycota; Sordariomycetes; Cephalothecales; Cephalothecaceae. Gene Ontology annotation, molecular function: metalloendopeptidase activity.
ACUCAACAGGAAUUGGAUCAACAUGAAUAACACCGAGGACAAGAAUAAAACCACUCAGGAGCCGGAGACUCCUGUCGGCGACCACAGAUGCAUCUUCAUCCCUCCCCAACUUUUAGCUGCUGUCGCUGGAAGCAGCAGCCAGCAAGAGAAUCAUGCCAGCGCCCCUGACGCAGUUUUCCAGCUUCAAAUCACCAACAGCACUUCCGCGAUUGACGACCGAGAGGAGAUCAGUCUCUCCGUGAAAAAGGCCCUGGACAGCAUCACCCACGCCCAAGUUCCAGCAACCGGGCGCAACCGGCAGGUCUAUGACCUCCAGUUCAACAAGCACCCUUCUGCCUUCCCCGGCGUCCUCGUGCGAUCUGAAGGCGAGCCCAGCUGCGGGGACAAGACCGCCGACGCCCUCUACGACAACAUGGGUGUCGUGUACGACUUUUUCGAGCAGGCCUUUGGCGAUGCCAACAUCUUCCGCGACCACCACCCGCCCAUCGGCAUCGUGCACUACGAUUUCUACUAUGCCGGCGCCUGGUUCCACGUGCCCUACCCGUCCGACUCCCCCAUUUCCAGGCACCAGGCCCUCAUAUGCGGCGACGGCUGGGACAACGACCCCUGGAACCAAGGCGGUGCGCUGAAGACGUACGGGGGCUGCUUCGGCAACUUCGCGGCCAGCAUCGAGGUUGUGGCGCACGAGAUGGCGCACGGGUUCGUCAACGCCGUGUGUGGGCUCGGCCUGGGGGGAGAGCCGGGGAUCAUCCACGAGCACCUCGCCGACGUGUUUGGCAUCAUGUGCGAGCAGUUUAGUAAGGGGCAGACGGUUGAAGAGGGAGAUUGGUUGGUCGGGGAGGACCUCGUCGCGCCCGAGUGGAAGGGGGUGGCGAUGCGGUCCUUUAAGGCACCCGGAACGGCGUACCUCCUGAAACACAUCGGGAUCGGCGACGAUCCGCAGGUUGGGCACAUGAAGCGGUUCUAUUCAGGCACGCAAGACGGCGGGGGGGUGCAUAUCAACUCGGGAAUUCCAAAUCGGGCGUUUCAUCUCGUCGCAACCGGGCUGGGAGACAAGUUCUCAUGGGAAAGGGCCGGGCGGAUCUGGUAUGCGGCUCUCACGCGGGGGGCGGUCGCGCCGGACUGUGGCUUGGAGCGAUGGGCGAUGCUUACACUGCGGGCGACGAAGAAGACGCUGAAGUAUGGCCCUGUUGCUGUGCAGGUUGUCUGGAACGCUUGGAAGGAGGUUGGUAUCAUUUUGCCGGCUGAGAUGGUAUCUUGA